This is a messenger RNA of Paraglomus occultum, 1308 nucleotides long. The record is from the annotation of a GenBank genome assembly. Lineage: Eukaryota; Fungi; Glomeromycota; Glomeromycetes; Paraglomerales; Paraglomeraceae.
AUGACUGCAUCAGUAGAAGAUCAAAAAACCUUUUUCUCAUCAUCUCUACAUUCUUCACCCACUACAUCACCCCGCUCAUCAUCCUCUCCCUCUCCAUUACCUGCAUUGUAUCCCGUGCAAAAGACCGAUGAACAGAAACUCCAACAAACUUCCUCCAAGCUACGCCAAAUCGCGCCCGCUCCUCCAUCACCCGUCAACGUCGGUGGACAAUCAGACUAUAGCGUAUACCACAUACCAAAAGGGUUCGAAGUCAUUAUAGUUCCCAAGACUGCUGGCACGCCUGACGGAAACAACAACUCUGUCGCUGCUCAAUCCAUCCCCAAGAUUCCCAUUUCUCCCGUCUAUACAGCUUCUUCAACCGAUUCUUCAGACCGCUCUUCCUCCCCUUCCACUCCCCCCUCCUCUACUUCUCCGUCCACCGCAUCAAACAUGCAAGCAUCGUCCUGGAGAAAACGACAAAAGACUGGUCACAUUCCGCGUCCGAAAAACUGCUUUAUGGCCUAUCGCGAAUCCAUACAGCACAAGAUUCUCAAAGAACGGCCCGGUCUAAACAACAAGAUCGUCUCCAUCAUUGCCGCUCAACAAUGGAACCGAGAAUCCCCUGCCACAAAGAAUCACUGGAGGGAGGUUGCAAGGCAGUUAAAGGAAGAACAUCAGAAACUGUAUCCGAAUUACAAAUUCGCACCGAAAAAGAAGAUUGGAAAGAACGGCGGGAAAGGUGUUAUAACGUUACAAUCGACUCAAUCGCAAUCUUUCCCUCGAACCGUCUGGGGCCAUUACCGCUCAUCGUCUGUCGAAUCAUUUCACUCUUUUGUCAGCGACUCUUCCACGUUUGCAUCACCACCGACAUCCUUUACAUCACCACCAUCGCCGACAUCCUACUCAUCACCCUCACCACACAUGUCACUAUCGUCAUCAUCGCCACUUCGCUACGAAGCAUACUCUGACGGUACGCAUCCGAUGCCAUUCGAAUUCCACCGCCUGUACACGCAGAUAACGAUGCCGUCAUUGCAAUUGAGCGAAUUUCCAUUCGAAUCGAAUGAUCUAGUGACGCCCAUCGAUGUCGAAUCGGUCGACGUUGGGGGUAACGAUGGUAGCGGAGGGUGUGGUGGAAACGGAGCGUUUUUUGAUAAUUCUGCCGAGUAUGGAUACGACGAUUUCAUGACGGAUGAUGACGAUAGCAUGAGAGGAUUUCAUUAUCUGGCCCAGGAUGCGAACGGAGAGAGAAUGGGUCAAGGGAUUUUGGAGCAGCAGUGCAGGCAAGAGCGUAUGUGUCAGCAGCAGCAUGCGUUGGUUCCGUUCGAGUGA